Salmo salar (Atlantic salmon) is the source of this 3153-nucleotide messenger RNA. RefSeq names its product follistatin. Gene Ontology annotation, cellular component: extracellular region. The record is from RefSeq and is a predicted model, not a curated record. Gene Ontology annotation, biological process: negative regulation of activin receptor signaling pathway; multicellular organism development; regulation of BMP signaling pathway. Gene Ontology annotation, molecular function: activin binding; extracellular matrix binding; collagen binding. NCBI's taxonomy places the organism in Eukaryota, Metazoa, Chordata, Actinopteri, Salmoniformes, Salmonidae.
CGAGACCCCUUCUAGGUUUAAAAAGAGUCGCUGCAUUCUCAGACUGACAGUCAUUCAGCACUCACUGCCACCUUUAAAACAGAUUUACUCCGUUCGCUUAGCUGCUAGUGUCAAUACCCGAUACCUUGUUCACUUGUUCACUUCGUCUCCAGUACCAUGCUCAGGAUGCUACAGACUCUCCAGCCCGGGAUGCUUCUACUAUUGAUAUGGCUCUGUCAUUUCAUGGAAGAUCAAAAAGUACAAGCUGGUAACUGCUGGUUACAGCAAGGGAAGAACGGAAGGUGCCAGGUACUCUACGUACCGGGGAUGAACCGAGAGGAAUGCUGUAGAAGCGGGAGGCUGGGGACGUCAUGGACCGAGGAGGACGUACCUAACAGCACGUUGUUCCGGUGGAUGAUCUUUAACGGCGGAGCACCCAACUGCAUACCCUGCAAAGAAACGUGCGACAACGUGGACUGUGGACCUGGAAAGAGAUGCAAGAUGAACAGAAGAAGCAAGCCACGCUGUGUCUGCGCGCCAGACUGCUCCAAUGUCACUUGGAAAGGACCUGUCUGCGGGUCGGAUGGAAAGACAUACAAAGACGAGUGUGCGUUGCUCAAGUCCAAAUGUAAAGUCCAUCUGGACCUGGAAGUGCAGUACCAGGGCAAAUGCAAGAAGACCUGCCGUGACGUUUUAUGCCCAGGAAGCUCCACGUGCGUCGUGGACCAGACAAAUAACGCAUAUUGUGUGAUGUGUAAUCGGAUCUGCCCUGAACAGAGGUCACCGGAUCAGUUCCUGUGUGGCAACGACGGGAUCAUCUAUGCCAGUGCAUGCCAUCUGAGGAGGGCGACAUGUCUCCUGGGCAGAUCCAUAGGAGUAGCAUAUCAGGGAAAAUGCAUCAAGGCCAAGUCGUGCGAGGACAUCCAGUGCAGCGCAGGGAAGAAGUGUCUGUGGGACGCCAGGAUGAGCCGAGGUCGCUGCUCCCUCUGUGAGGAGGCGUGUUCGGAGAGCCGGACGGACGAGGCGGUUUGCGCCAGCGACAACACCACCUACCCCUCAGAGUGUGUUAUGAAGCAGACUGCCUGCUCUCUGGGAACACUCCUGGAGGUUAAGCAUUCAGGAUCUUGCAACUGAUUCUGCUGCCAAAAAAAGACCUUUCAACCCUCAGAUCGCCCCGCACACUCCCAUCCCCACCCUGCGUCACCCCCUGCUCUGCUGUCAUAGCCCUGACUUCCUAGACCUUAGAUUAUGUAAACCACGAUUCAUCAUUAUGGGAUGGAUGACUCAGUGCCAAGUCCCCUCUCAGCCCUGAAACAUAACAUCACCAAAAGGCUAUACGGGGCUUCAUGGAGGGAUAUGGGGCUUCAUGGAAAGAUAUGGGGCUUCAUGGAGGGAUAUGGGGCUUCAUGGAGGGAUAUGGGGCUUCAUGGAGGGAUAUGGGGCUUUUGAGAACGUUAAGUAAAUAUUAUUCUGCUACAUUGCUGUUGUGGUCCUUAUUUAUACAACAGCUACCAUAUAUUCUCCCAUCUAGCCAUUACAGAAGCCCCGGAGGAAGAGGAGGAGGAGGAGGAGGAGGAGGAGCAGGAAGAUCAGGACUACACGAUUUAUAUCCACCUGUCCUCCUUAUUGGAUGGAUAGGCUGUCUAUCAUAUCCGCCUGUCCUCCUUAUUGGAUGGAUAGGCUGUCUAUCAUAUCCACCUGUCCUCCUUAUUGGAUGGAUAGGCUGUCUAUCAUAUCCGCCUGUCCUCCUUAUUGGAUGGAUAGGCUGUCUAUCAUAUCCACCUGUCCUCCUUAUUGGAUGGAUAGGCUGUCUAUCAUAAUUACCUGUCCUCCUUAUUGGAUGGAUAGGCUGUCUAUCAUAUCCACCUGUCCUCCUUAUUGGAUGGAUAGGCUGUCUAUCAUAUCCACCUGUCCUCCUCAUUGGUGGAUAGUCUUCCUCCCCUCCUUAUUGGUUGGAUAGACUGUCCAUCUAUCUGCCUGCCUGGUCUGCAAUAGGGACAGUCCUAUGGCCUGGAAGCAUGUUCAUACUGUACAGUCCAUAUGUGUAUUCUUAUAUAUUUUUUAAAGAGACAAAAGGUAUACAUUUAGUUCAGUUCUAGAUGUUUUAUUUAUACAUUUGGUUUGUGUUUUUAUAAUUUAUACAGUUACACUGUACUUACUAUCAACCAUGUUAUUGUUACCACCCGUUUUUAUCAUGGUUCUUUUUAUUUUUCAUUAUUUUUAUAUUAUGAAGAAAUAUAUUUGUCCAAAGAGAAGCAGUGUUAUUUAUUAAGUAAAGUAUCCAUCUUCUUUCUGUAAAUGGCAUCAUUCUUCCCUGAGCUGUAAAAAAAAAAAAAAAAAAAAAAUGCUUUCUCACUUUCACAUAUCUUUAUUAUCACAGAUGUUUAUCAUUCACACAUUGAUGCAUGUUUAACCUACUAUGUGUUUAUUUAUGGGUUAUCUAUCUUAUCUGUCAAUCGUUUAUAUACAGAAAUGUCUUGUUUACACCUCAUUAUAACUGGCCAAAGGGAUUCUGUCAAUGGUUCUGCAGUGUAACGGUGCUUUGUAUGUAUGGUGCAACGUGGUUAUAGCUGGUAGCCCCUGGUCCCCAGAUCUUUUGCCUUACUCCUUCAUUGCCAAGCUAUUGACAAUUAUACGAGUUGGCAGAAGAGCAGAAGCCACCUGGCACCUAGGAUAUGGUGACAUUAGUCCAGCAUGAGUUCUGGAAGUUAGGCUACUUUCCCAAUGGAGAUGUUAUGUCUAACCCAGAUGUCACUCAGUAGUAGUAUUUUUAUAUUUUACAUGUUAGAAAAUAUAUGUUUUAUUUUUUUAAAUUUUUUUUUGGGACAACACUUGAUUUUGUCAGAGAAAAAAAAAUGUGCCGUGAACAAAUUUUAUGUGCUGCCAAUGUUUUGUUCAAUAUUGCUCUUGCAGAUAUCACCUGACUAGGAGGCUACAGAGAAGUACUUAUAUUAGCAUAUCGAACAUAUCGCUUUGCUUUGUUUCCACUGGCAACGCUGUUGUUGUUGUCAGAAUGCAUUUUUUUUUUAAUUUUCAAACAUCACAAGAGAAAUACAAUUAGAAGUAUAUAGUUUUGUAUUUUUUUUUUUAAUGUAAAUGUCAUAUGUACAUACAAAGUGUGAUGGUAUUUGUACAGAUAUGAAAAGAGUGAAACAAUAAAAUAUAAUGUUCCCA